AUAAAAAUGAUGGAAGUACAGACUUCAAGCAAAAAUAGAGGAAUUCCUGAUGACUGUGAUUUCAUUACUACCAUGUUUUCCUGGUCUCUUGAGGACAUUUACAAUGAUCAACUUUUCAAGGUGGCAGCAAUUCCAGAUUUGUUUGAAUCGGUUGAGCAUUAUUUUUCAUCAUAUGUACUUCCCUUAUUGGAGGAAACACGGGCACGGCUGCAUUCAAGUAUGGAGAUUAUUUCCAAAGCACCAACAUCUGAAGUUAUUUCAUUGUCUCGGAGCAGGCGUAAUCAAACAUUGUUUUAUGAUAUUAAGAUUGAUUAUUGGAGAAAUGGUUUCAGUGAUCGCCGCAAGGAGUUUUACAAAACAUUGCCUGGAGAUGUUGUUCUUCUGGCAGACAUUAAACCUGAAACCGUUUCUGAUUUGCAAAGGGCGGGAAGGACAUGGACUUUAGCUCUGGUCACCAAUAUACCAGAGGAUGAGAUUGAGGAUGCUAGUGCAUCAUCUACUCGUUUUAAAGUCAGGCCAUCAAAGGACAUUGGAGUUAUUGAUGAAAUGCAGAAAUCUUUUGUUGUGAUUUUCUUGACAAAUAUGACCACUAACAGAAGAAUAUGGAAUAGAUUGCACACAUUUGGAAAUUUGGAUAUCAUUAAGGAAGUUCUGUGCCAUAAUUCAAUGGUUGAGGAAAAUUGCAGCCUCUGUUCCAUGCAGAACAAUGGAACCUGGGAUGAAAAUAUCGUUAUGAAUCUAUCAUCGACAUUGAAUGAAUCUCAAACUGAGGCAAGUUUGGCUUGUCUUUGUAGAACGCAGUGCAAUCACAGGUCUGCUGUGGAACUUAUUUGGGGCCCUCCAGGGACAGGGAAAACUAAAACCAUUAGUAUGUUUCCCUUUACCCUCUUAAGGGUGAAAUGUAGGGUCCUGAUUUGUGCCCCAACCAAUGUUGCUAUAACAGAAUUGGCUUCUAGGGUCCAAAAGUUGGUGACAGAAUCUUCUGAAACAGACUCAGCAACUGAUGCUUUGUUUUGUUCUUUAGGAAAUAUUCUUUUAUUCGGGCAUAAAGACAGGCUCAAAGUCAACUCAGAUAUUGAAGACAUAUAUUUGGAUUAUCGUGUUAAGAGGCUUACAGAGUGCUUUGCACCUUCGACUGGUGGGCGGUACUGUUUCACUGCGACAAAAAUUUUUUUUGAAGAUUGUGUUUGUCAGUACUAUAUUUUCUUGGAAAAUGAAUUGAUCAAAGAGCAGGAUUAUGAUCAGGAAAAUAAGAAAAAAGAUGAAAGUUGCAGUAAUGGGGCUGAUGUUUGCAGUGGAAAGCAUAAAUCAUUUCUUGAAUUCAUGAGAGAAAGAUUCUGCUCUACUGUAUCACAACUGAAAAGAUGUUCACAACUGAAAAGAAUGUUAUCCUUAACUAUCACUCAUAUACCUGAAAGCUACAUUCUGAAACAUAAUAUUCAAAGUUGUAAAAACCCUUGUUAUUUUACUGUGCUCUUUUGA
This is a messenger RNA of Jatropha curcas, 1482 nucleotides long. The record is from RefSeq and is a predicted model, not a curated record. NCBI's taxonomy places the organism in Eukaryota, Viridiplantae, Streptophyta, Magnoliopsida, Malpighiales, Euphorbiaceae.